UCGUAAACAUUAUUAAAGCUAACAAUAAGUGCUUAGCUAAUUUGAUGUAGUACAAAUUAUAAUCAAUAUUUAAUAAAAAUUGGUUCAAGAAUUGAUUUAGAAUUGUGUCCCAAAAUGUCUUCUCGAAAAUUUUACUCCGAAAGGACGUUUCGGUUAAGUGAAGUAAUUGUAGAUGUCAACAAUAAUAAAUGCGUCACGCGUCAAUUAUUUCUGUUCCAAGGCGAAAGUUAGUUUACGAUGCGCGUUUACGCUAUCGAGUUUAUGAAUGAACCAAGAUAUACAUAUAUAUUAUGUACACUUAUACAUGUACAUUGUGUUAUGUGUUAUCUUGUAGAUAAGUAAUGAUUAGUCAUCGUCGAUUGACUUGUUAGUCAUUGAUCGAGCUUCGCGUUUAACCUCAUGAUCUUUAUUUAUCUCUAUUCUGUCGCCUGUUGCAAUUAGUAUAAUAAUAUUAAAAUGGUGAAAUUGCGUGAAUUACGUCAGACCAGAGAGAGUUUACCAUUGCGGAGACAAUUUGCGAGCAAUAUAAGUGUAGACAGAUUUUCUGAGCGUAGUCUUCAUGGUCUUCAUUCGAACGAACGAACAUUUCGGACCGUAUGCAAUGAUUGCAUGGCCAGGGUGCCGUACGCAACUCUCAUAGCGACUAUAAUGUGUUGCUUAGGUGUUGGAAUCUUCUGUGGUACCAUGUACAGAGGUGCAACAUUGUGUUCUCUUAUGAUGGAUCAGGUGUUUCAUCUGCGUCUCGGAUGGUUAGAAGCAGUGCAAUUGGUGUUUGCAUCGAUUGGAGCUUGUAUGGCAGCUUUAGGAUUUAUGAUUUUGUGCGUCGGUUGUCUUGCAACUGGUGCUACGAGGCACAAAGUCUACCGAGCUUGGAGAUCCAGAGUGGGUGGACGUAUCUCUUGUGCUGUCUUUAUGACUAUCAUUUAUAUCUUGCAAAUAGCUUGGCUUCUGAUAUUUGCAUUUCUUAUAAUCAUAACUCUGAUUUUCACUAUAUUCUGGGGCCUGUGCAGCAAUCCACGUGUUCAAUCUCUCGAUGAGUGCAUUAAUUUCACCCAAUUCAGCUUCUUAUUUCCAAACAACACACGAGUGCAGGACAUGCAAGUGUGUGGACCUCAGGAGGUCAAACUAUUCUGCAAGGAUUUUGUAGAAAAGGCCGAAGUGAUGUUUAUACUGGCAACUGUAGCAUCCAUACUGGUUAUACUAAGCCUAAUACACUAUCUGAUGUGUUUAUCUGCCAACUACGCACACAUACGAGAUCAUGAGAAGUUCCAGGAGCUGCAGGAAUUGCAAUAUUUGCAAGACGCGAUCGAUCCGGACUCUCCUCAACCAGGAAUGGGUACUCUGGGUUCUCAUCGUAGUCAAGAUAGGUUCUAGGACACGGCCCGCGAGAUCUUCGUCAUGAAUCCUUUGUAAGGGGCUUACUGUUCUCUAGGACAUGUAAGGAACCCUUAUGCCUGAUUGGAAAUCUCUUCCAGGUAUCACUUCCUCUUCUCUAUGUACCUAAAUUCGGUAUUCUGCUUAUUGCGGUGUAUCUGUCACCGUUACGGUAGUCUACUGAUCCGAGGAUCUUGCGGGAACCAACUCUAUGCCGUCCAUUUUAUCUACGACUGUCGUAUAUAAAUAUUUACUUUGUUUUUUAUAUAAAAAAAAAGAUGUUUAUUAGAAUACGUACCAAUUUGUAGUACGUAAUAUUUUUCUCUUUAGCGUGGAUUGUUCGAAUUCAAAUGGGAAUCAUUCGCCGAAUUUCAAUCUAGCAUGUAAAUUAUACGUGUACGAUAAUAUCAUUACGUAAACUCGUACUCAUAGGAAAAAGUAUUUGAAAUUUGGCGUUUGUGAUUAUAGCGCACAGAGAUUUUUUUCUUCGAUUGUAUUGUUAUAUUUCGUUUCGUGUAUGCACAAAUGCGCUUCAUGUAAUUUGUCUAAUAGUAUCACAAGUAUUAAGCUGAUAUUACGUUUAUAUGACAAGAUAUUUGUUAGAUUCGAUAGGCUAUCAGAGAGAUAAAGAAUUCUUACAAUUAAAUAAAAAAUUUAAAAAUUCUUUAUUCGAUAUCUAAUCGCUGUUCAACAAACUUGUCAUAUAACCUAAUAUCACCCUUACAAAGAAGUAUUCACGAUUUCAAAUUACUCUAAUAUUUCGGUUUUAGGGUUAGUCAUUCUCGGACUGUGUAUACCGCGCCUAUUGUCUUCAUUAUUGAGAUUUUUUUACGAAAGAGAUUUCUUUUUUUAUAUACGUAUAUAUACA
Nylanderia fulva is the source of this 2242-nucleotide messenger RNA. RefSeq names its product neuronal membrane glycoprotein M6 (gene M6). The record is from RefSeq and is a predicted model, not a curated record. Gene Ontology annotation, cellular component: plasma membrane. NCBI's taxonomy places the organism in Eukaryota, Metazoa, Arthropoda, Insecta, Hymenoptera, Formicidae. Gene Ontology annotation, biological process: neuron projection development.